AUGUUUCUUGAGAAAGUCAGUUUUGAAAUGGCGUUAGCCGAAAUUCCCGGGACGGCCGAUGGGCGCCGAGAACAGUCGGUGCCGAAGCGAAGUAUUGCAAACUUGUCUCGGCAAUGUCUUUGCGAAAAUAAUAUGAUCGAGUCUACCGUAGUAGGGAACGAAGCCACAAGCUCGCUCAAGACUCAAGAGAGAAGUCGCGUGUAA
Molecule: messenger RNA, 204 nt
Organism: Parnassius apollo (apollo)
Lineage: Eukaryota; Metazoa; Arthropoda; Insecta; Lepidoptera; Papilionidae
Source: the annotation of a GenBank genome assembly